This is a messenger RNA of Arvicanthis niloticus (Nile rat), 1063 nucleotides long. The record is from RefSeq and is a predicted model, not a curated record. Lineage: Eukaryota; Metazoa; Chordata; Mammalia; Rodentia; Muridae.
AUGCGUGAUUCUAAGGAAAUGGAGAAGAAGCAGCUUGGCCCUCUGGAUGAGGAACUGCUGACAUCCAGCCACACCAAAUACUCCAUCAAAGGCUUUGGCUUCCAACCAAAUUCUGGAUUCAGUAGCUUCACAGGGUGCCUGGUCCACAGCCAUGUCCCCUUGGCAUUGCAGGUGCUCUUCCUCACUGUAUUCUCUGUGCUGCUGGUUGUCAUCCUUGUCAAAGUCUGCAAGAUCCCCAGUUCUCAGGGACAGGAGGAGUCCAAUCAGAAGAAUGUCUACGAGGAACUGACCCAGUUGAAGGCUGGGAUAGACCGCCUGUGCCGUUCCUGCCCCUGGGACUGGACGCCCUUCCAAGGAAGCUGCUACUUUUUCUCUCUGGCCCAGAAGUCUUGGAAUGAUUCUGCCACUGCCUGCCACAACAUGGGGGCUCAACUUGUGGUCAUCAAGAGUGAUGAAGAGCAGAACUUUCUACAACAAGCUUCUAAGAAGAGAGGCUACACUUGGAUGGGGCUUAUUGACAUAAACAAGGAAUCUUCAUGGCACUGGAUAGAUGGUACACCUCUGACCCUCAGUUUCAUGAAGUAUUGGAAUAAAGGGGAACCUAACAACCUGGGAGAGGAAGAUUGUGCAGAGUUCAGAGAUGAUGGCUGGAAUGACACUAAAUGUUACAACAAGAAAUUCUGGAUCUGCAAAAAACUUGAAACUUCCUGCCCUAGCAAGUGAUGGCCAACUCCCUCCACUACCCCCAUAGUCCCCAAAUCCUGCCAGAUGGCAGAACUUCACCCAUACCUAUGCCAGGGUAUUCUACUUGUCUGUAGCCAUUGACACUUUGACAAGAUCUGUAAGACUUUUCUCUGGCAGGUAGCUUGUCUCCUGCAUUGCUCCUGGUCCAGCUUGUCUCCUGGAUGAUUGCUGUAUAGUCUUCUGAUGUCUGCAGGUUCUCUUUGGGUUAGUGGCUGUGCCUCUGAUCCAUCUUUGCCAUUUAAUGAAAUGAACAGACAUGAGGUGCACACAGGUCCUUAAAUGGGCUCCUUUUAUCUCCUUUCUGAAUUCAGACCAUGUA